Daucus carota subsp. sativus is the source of this 2172-nucleotide messenger RNA. Its product is annotated as probable receptor-like protein kinase At1g11050. Gene Ontology annotation, biological process: protein phosphorylation. The record is from RefSeq and is a predicted model, not a curated record. NCBI's taxonomy places the organism in Eukaryota, Viridiplantae, Streptophyta, Magnoliopsida, Apiales, Apiaceae. Gene Ontology annotation, molecular function: ATP binding; protein kinase activity. The transcript has a single exon. The coding region runs from base 109 to 2028 and encodes 639 amino acids.
CUGAGAAUCCAUAUUUUAAAUGUAAUAAAAAAAGUCUACAAUAUCCAAACAAACAACCUCCUUUACUUUCUUUACCUUGCAGUUAGCACCCCAGUGCCAUUUCCAAGAAUGAUGCUUCUCAUGAUCCCAAUAACUCUCCUCACCAUCUUGUCUGAAUCCUCUGUCUCAUCCUCAAACACAAACACUUCUUCAUGUCCCCUGAAUCUUGAUUAUGUUCUCACUGUUCCAUGGGACUCAUCAUCUUGCAAAAACUAUCAUUCAAAUGCUAAAAGCAACAACAAUACAUGUUGCCAGACUCUGAGAAGCCUUUAUGGUGUAGCCUUUGCUCAGCAUCUCAGGGAAACUUCUCUUUUUCGACUGCCCGAUUUAUCGACAUCCAUUUCUUGCCUUGCAGUGCUACAGAAGAAUUUGAACUCACUUGCUCUGCCAGAAAAUUUGACUACUAGUAUAUGCAACAAUUUUGAGCCAGAGAGGUUUGUUAAUACUACUAAUAUUUGUGCUGGUAUUCAGACUAGGCAGGACUGGCUUGAUCUUGUGGGCCCGUCGACUGCGCUUGUCAGGGCUUGUGAUCAGGACUUUGAGCAUGAUCCUACCUUGUGUGAUGCUUGUUUACGCGCUGGCUUCAGGGUUCAAGCUGAAUUGUUUGCUGUUGAUAGGAAUGAGUCUCAUACAGUAGGGUGUUUUUACUACACAGUUCUUUAUGCUGCAGCUAUGGCUCCUAAGUUUGGACCGGAGACUAAGAGUGCUCUUGUGUGUCCCUUUGGAUUGCCAAUGAUCUCAGAAGAACGUUCAUCGAGGGCUCCAAAAUUGGCCUUGAUUUUUGGACUAACUGGAGCUGGUUUGGCACUUGUUGUAGUGUUGUGCUUGUGUAAAUUGAGCUGGUGGUGGACUAAUAUGAGGAAAAAACGUCGUAAGCCAAGGCGUGUUCUGGGGUAUGAAUUUGACGUUGAGGGUGAAUCCAGAUCAAGAACUUCCACCAGACCAAAGGUUGGAUCAAAAUGGUUUACUAUUCAAGAACUGGAGGAGGCGACAGGGAAUUUUUCGCCUCAUAAUUUCCUUGGAAGAGGGCAGUUUGGUGUUGUAUAUAAAGGGAUUCUUGAUGAUGGAACUAUGGUUGCUGUAAAAAGACUGAUGGAAUCGGAUUUUCAAGGCGAUGCAGAUUUCUGCAAUGAAGUCGAGAUCAUUAGCACUUUGAAGCACAGGAAUCUUGUGCAUCUCAGAGGGUGUUGUGUGGAAAGUAUUAAACACCAUCAUGAUUAUGAAGAAGAGGAUAAUGCAAGGUACCUUGUCUAUGAUUACAUGCCAAAUGGGAAUUUAAGUGAUCAUUUAUUUUUCCAAUCAGAAGCUGGGAUAAUUUCAAAACCACUGAGUUGGCCUAGGAGGAAGAACAUAAUAUUAGAUGUUGCAAAAGCCAUAGCUUAUCUUCAUUAUGGAAUCAAGCCAGCUAUAUACCACAGGGACAUCAAGGCCACAAAUAUACUGUUAGAUAUAGAUAUGAGAGCAAGAGUGGCAGAUUUUGGACUGGCAAAGCAAAGCAGUGAAGGGCAAUCUCAUCUCACAACCAGAGUAGCUGGCACUCAUGGCUACUUAGCCCCGGAAUAUGCUCUUUACGGACAAUUAACAGAGAAAAGCGAUGUUUAUAGCUUCGGGGUGGUUGUGCUAGAGAUAAUGUGUGGAAGAAAGGCUCUUGAUUUAUCAUCAACAGGCUCAUCUCGGAAUCUUCUGCUGACAGACUGGGCAUGGUCACUGGUGAAAGAAGGGAGAAUGGAGGAGGUUUUCGAUGCUACAUUGCUCGAAAACCAGAAGGCAGAAGGGGAGGGAGAUGAUAAUCCAAGGUGGAUGAUGGAAAGAUUUGUGAUGGUUGGGAUACUAUGUGCUCAUGUCAUGGUGGCCUUGAGGCCUACAAUUUUGGAUGCACUGAAAAUGCUUGAAGGAGAUGUUGAAAUACCAGCAAUUCCUGAUAGACCAUAUUAUGCUGUUGAGUACACUAAAAUUAGCACCCUGCCUGGUUCCACAAGUAUCAGGUAGCCAAAUCUAAAAUCUUCUCCUGUAUAGGUAUAUUAGUUAGAAUUGUUAAUACAGUAGCAUUUUUAUUCUUUAUACUGAAUUAUAUAUCAGAGAAUAGAUCCUUGGCAAUUGCUAUAGAAUAUUUUCCUGAAGCUUUUAUUUUUC